Molecule: messenger RNA, 597 nt
Organism: Phyllostomus hastatus (greater spear-nosed bat)
Lineage: Eukaryota; Metazoa; Chordata; Mammalia; Chiroptera; Phyllostomidae
Gene: NRN1L
Product: neuritin 1 like
Exons: 3
Coding region: 16-528 (170 amino acids)
Biological process (GO): nervous system development; neuron projection extension
Cellular component (GO): plasma membrane
Source: RefSeq, a predicted model, not a curated record
GGCUCCCAGGCGGGGAUGAUGCGCUGCUGCUCCUGCUGCUGCUGUUGCCCCUGCCAGCAACUGCCCUGUGCGGUGGGGCUGUUGCUGCUGCUGCUGUUACUACCAUUAGUCCCUGUAUCUCCCCUGGAGGCAGCUGCUGGGGGCCCAGACCACUGUGAAAACAUAUAUCAGGGCUUCGCUGAGUGUCUCAUCCGCUUGGGGGACGGCAUGGGCCAAGGAGGUCAGCUGGAGACCAUUUGCAGGUCUUGGAAUGACUUCCACACCUGCGCCUCUCGAGUCCUGUCAGGCUGCCCAAAGGAGGCCGCUGCUGUGUGGGAAUCCCUACAGCAAGAAGCUCGCAGGGUCCAGCACCCAGAUAACUUGCACACCCUGUGUGGCGCCCCUGUGCAUGUCCUGGAGCAUGGCACAGGUCCCGAGGUCAACCAGGAGACACUGAGGGCGACAGCACCUGCCACCACCCCAGCCCCUGCUCCCUUGCUGCUGGGGUCUGCUCUGGCAUUUGUUUGCCUCCUGGGGUUCCUGGCCUAGCCAUUGGGGUUGGGUAGCAGUGCCCCUGCCGCCACCCCUGCCCCGGUGGCUUGCCCUCCGGGCUCUGCA